GAUCUGUGUCGUCUUAGCAGUAGUUGUGUGAAAGCCAGAAUAAAAGCCAAAUUCUGUGUGUCGGCCGAAUGUGCAUUUGAGGUCUGUGUGUGUGUGUGUGUGUGUGUGUGUGUGUGUGUGUGUGUGUAUGUGUGUGUAAGCUCGAGUGUGUAAGGCAUGCGCCUGGGCAUUUACCUCACCAUCCCUGGGUUCCUUGGGGAAAGCUAAGGAUCGUUGUUGCCAAGAUAAUUAACGUUUACUAAGUGCCUAUGUUCAAUGUGGUUCCCAUGUAUUUCAUCAUAGACCCCGUGAUGUACAGGCUCAAACACAACAGAAUUUUCUUGCUUACGUCAUAGUCCAGGAUGGGUGUUUCAGGUUGGCAGGUAACCUCCAUAUGGUGAUUUGGGGACCCAGGCCAUCCUGUAAGCCUUUUGUCAUUCACGUGGUCACGGCUGGGUGUCCAUGGCCUGGGUUCUGCCAGAGGAAGAGGAAAGAGAGCCUGGAGAGGUACACAUGUUCUCUUAGAAGCCCCAGCCUGGAGGUGGCACAUAGCGCUUCCACUUACGUUCCUUUACAGAGACAUCAGUCACAUGGCCACAGGCUGCUGCAAGGGAGUCUGGGAAAGGCGGUCUAGCCAAGUGCCCAGAAAACGGUUUGUGGAAGACAGCUAGUGCUCUCUGCCACUUCCUCCAAGAACUUUCACAAAGAGGACUUUAAUUAUAAUCAUAGCUCUGCUUCCUGAGCGCUUCUUGGGUGCCAAGUGCCAGUCCAAGAGCUUUAUGUAUAUUGACUUAGAGAAGUUGUGCAUCUAGGAACUUACAAAAAUAGAACUUUAAUUAUAAUUACAGCUACCAUUUCCCCAGCACUUACAGAGCGCUGCAUUUUAUUUACAUGAGAUCAUCGGGUCCUUAGAAUAACUCUGUGAGGCAGGGGCUGUGACGCAUUAAUUCAUUUAAUAAGUAUCUUUUGAAUACUUGCUGUGCGCUAAGCAUUGGGAACACACCAGUGAAUAAAAUAAAAUCCUUGUCCUCGUGGAGCUUACAUGGAGGUGGGAAGGGGCCACCGGUGGGGACAGAUAGUAAACAAGAAAUAAACAAGAAAGAUGUAACAUAUGCUGGAUGGUGGUAAGUGCUGUGGAGAAAAAUAGAGAAGAGAAGGGAGAACAGUUCUGGAAGAGGGUGCAGUUUAAAUAGUGUAGUCCUCCCUGAGGAGGUGACAUAGAGACCUGAGACCUAAGCAGAGACCUGAGAAAGGGAGGGAGGGAGCCUGGCACACGGGUGGGGAGAGCGAUCUAGGCGAGGGGGCGGUGGGGCAGGAGCCUGCCCCACGUGUUAAUUAGGCGAGAGUAGCUCGAGGGAUGAGGUCAGAGGGGAACAGAGGGUCAGCUUAUUACAGCCUUGUGGAAACACAGGCUCUUGCUCUGAGAUGGGAAGUACUAAUUCACAGAAGCUUGGCACUGAAGCUCCUUUGAAAAUAGAAGCCUAAUUAUAAUAAUAGCUAGCAUUUACUGAGCAUUUACUGUGUGCCAAGCUCUGUUCUAAGGCGCUUUACAUGUGUUAACUCAUAGAAGCUUGGCAACUAAGAACCUUCAAGAAUAGAACCUGAAUUACCAUAAUGGCUCACAGCGGACCAGGCCCUGGGCUAAGCGCUUUAUAUGGACGAUCACAUCGGAUCCUUAUGAGCCAUGCCUCCGCCGCGGGGUGACGUGACCGUCUUAUUCCUGGGGCCUCCGGGCUCGGGAAAGUCUGCUCUGAUCGCAGCGCUGUGCGACAAGGAUGUGGAGACGGUAGAGAUCCCCGACGGACGGCCGGAUUCCGGGCUCCCCAGCCUGAGAGCUGCAGGCCCAGGCCUCUUCCUGGGCGAGCUGAGCUGCCCACCCGCAGCGCCGGGGCCGUGGGCGGCGGAAGCCAACAUGCUGGUAUUGGUGCUGCCCGGCCCCGAGGGGAAUGAGGAACCCUUGGCCCCAGCGCUGGGGGAGGCAGCGCGGGCCGCCCUGGCCCGAGGGACCCCGCUGCUGGCUGUGCGGAACCUCCGUCCCGAGGAGUCACAGCAUGUAGCCCAGGCCCGGGAUCACACCGCAGCCCGGCUGGACAGCGCCGGGUUGGGCGCCGCGGCUCUCUUUGUGCUACAAACCGACUGCCGCAGCAGCGACGGCUGCGAGGAGCUAGAGCGCCUGCGGGCGGCGCUGCGGAGCCAGGCGGAGGCACUGCAGAGGCUCCUGCCACCGGCUCAGGAUGGCUUCGAGGUGCUGGGCGCUGCAGAGUUGGAGGCUGUGCGCGAGGCCUUCGAGACGGGUGGCCUGGAGGCGGCGCUGUCAUGGGUUCGGGCCGGCCUGGAGCGACUGGGCAGCGCGCGCCUGGACCUGGCCGUGGCCGGUAGGGCUGACGUGAGCUUUGUGCUGAACAUGCUACUCGGGUUAGAUCCUGACGACCCAGGUGCGGUGCCUGCUUCGGCGCCCGCGGAGCCCAUGCCCUACCCGGCCCCAGAGCGCCCCAACGUGGUGCUCUGGACCGUGCCUCUCGGCUCCGCGGGCACUGCUGCCGCCCCCCACCCAACCCACUACGACGCUCUCAUCCUCGUCACCCCUGGGCCCCCCACUGAGAAGGACUGGGCCCAAGUCCGGCCCUUGGUGCUACCAGAUACGCCGCUGGUCUGCGUGCGAACAGACGGCGAGGGCGAGGAUCCGGAGUCCCUGGACGAAGAGGAAAAGAGCGGCGAGAGCUUAGGGAACGCAGGCGGAGGGGGGUUUGAGAAUGCACGCAGUGAGGGAAGGGAGAAACGUGGCCCUGGAUCGCACAAAGCAGGCAGUGGGGAAGGUUCAGAGGACGCAGGCAGCGAGAGUUUGAAGCCGGUUGGCGUCGGCGUGAAGAAACCGGGCAGCGGGGACUCAGAGCGCGCGGCCGCACUGAGCCCAGAGGACGAGACGUGGGAGGUGCUGGAGGAGGCGCCGCCGCCGGUGUUCCCGCUGCGGCCUGGCGGCCUCCCGGGGCUGUGCGAGUGGCUACGGCGUGCGCUACCCCCGGCACAGGCGGGAGCGCUGCUGCUGGCUCUGCCACCCACGUCUCCCCGCGCGGCCCGGACCAAGGCUGCGGCGCUGCGGGCCGGGGCGUGGCGGCCAGCCCUGUUGGCUAGCCUGGCGGCGGCGGCGGCCCCGGUACCGGGGCUGGGCUGGGCCUGCGACGUGGCGCUCCUGCGAGGUCAGCUGGCCGAGUGGCGGCGGGCGCUGGGGCUCGAACCCGCGGCGCUGGCACGACGCGAGCGCGCGCUGGGCCUGGCGCCGGGGGAGCUGGCCGAGCGGACGCGCUUCCCGGGUCCGGUGACGCGCGCCGAAGUGGAGGCGAGGCUGGGCUCGUGGGCGGGCGAGGGCACCGCCGGGGGCGCGGCGCUGGGCGCGCUCUCCUUCCUGUGGCCGGCGGGCGGCGCGGCGGCCACAGGGGGCCUGGGCUACCGCGCGGCGCACGGCGUCCUGCUGCAGGCGCUCGACGAGAUGCUGGCCGACGCCGAAGCAGUGCUGGCACCGCAGGUGCCCGCGCAGUGAGUGGGGUGUUGAGGACCGGGGCUUCCGGGGUGCCCCGUGUCCCGGCUGAUCGGCUUGGUCAGGGGUUGAGGACUCCAAGUCGCCGUAAGAGGGAGAGGGCGUGGGGAUCCAGACUCUGGCAUGCUAGUAUGGGAUGUCUGGGCUUGUGAGAUCACAGCGGUGGGGGGGGAG
Molecule: messenger RNA, 3688 nt
Organism: Balaenoptera musculus (blue whale)
Lineage: Eukaryota; Metazoa; Chordata; Mammalia; Artiodactyla; Balaenopteridae
Gene: IRGQ
Product: immunity related GTPase Q
Exons: 3
Coding region: 1664-3517 (617 amino acids)
Molecular function (GO): GTP binding
Source: RefSeq, a predicted model, not a curated record